Molecule: messenger RNA, 990 nt
Organism: Trichoplax adhaerens
Lineage: Eukaryota; Metazoa; Placozoa; Uniplacotomia; Trichoplacea; Trichoplacidae
Exons: 7
Biological process (GO): intracellular protein localization
Cellular component (GO): membrane; cytosol
Molecular function (GO): protein kinase binding
Source: RefSeq, a predicted model, not a curated record
AGGUGGCGUGAUGGAAAAAUAUCAAAUUUUCAUUAUUUGACGCAAUUAAAUAAAAUUGCUGGAAGAUCAUUCAAUGAUCUAAUGCAAUAUCCAGUUUUCCCUUUUGUUUUAUCUAAUUAUACUGAGACAACUUUAGAUCUGACCUGUCCGGAGUCAUUUCGGGAUUUAAGCAAACCAAUUGCUGCACAAAAUGAAGAUCGCGCUAAAAAGUAUAAAGAAAAUUACCAGGUAGAGAUUUAUUAUUAUCACAGCUUGCUGGAUUUACCUUAUCAUUAUGGCUCUCACUAUUCCAAUAGCGGAACUGUUUUACAUUUUCUGGUUAGAGUGCCUCCAUAUACGCAAAUGUUUAUUGAUUAUCAAGAUCAAAGCUUUGAUUUGCCUGAUAGAACUUUUCACUCAAUGGCUACUACUUGGCGCCUUUCAUCCUAUGAAUCUACAACUGAUGUAAAAGAAUUAAUACCCGAGUUCUAUUAUUUGCCGGACUUUAUAAAAAAUUUCGAAGGGUUUGACUUCGGUAAACGCCAAACAGGUGAAAAAGUAAACGACGUUUGCUUACCUCCUUGGUGUGAGAAUAACGCUCGUUUAUUUAUUUUAAUUCAUAGACAGGCGUUGGAGUCAGCUUGUGUCUCAAGAUCUAUAAAUAAAUGGAUUGAUUUGAUAUUUGGAUGCAAACAAACUGGCAAAGAUGCAAUCGAAGCUAUAAAUGUUUUUCAUCCAUCCACAUAUAAAGUUGCUGAUAUGGAUACCAUCAAAGAUCCAAUCAAACGUAAUGCCUACCUAACCAUGGUAAAUACGUAUGGACAGACCCCAUUAAGACUAUUUAGAAAUCCUCAUGUUGAGAAGAUUCCACAGGUAGAUCAAGGUACAAUAUCUACUAUUUUUGAUUCUGGAGCUGCAUUAUUUGCCCAACUAUCAAGAAGAAAUAUAGAAGAAAAAUCUAAAGCAAAUGAAAUAAUUCCGUUAUCAAAAGUGAAAGGUGUAGCUGGUUGA